CCCGAGAAUAUUGCUACAUUUAGCACUUGCAGUUGAAACAUUUCAACAAUCUAUCCCAGUCUGGUUGGAGAACAAAAAGAGGAUGGAGGAGGAGAAUAAUACUCCUACUUCUUCACUGAGGACUCCAUUGACUCAAAUAAAUGGUCCCAUCUUUGAUAGCAAAGAAGCAUUUUUGGAGGAACUUAGAAAGCAACUAUGGCUGGCUGGACCUCUGAUUUCAGUUUCUCUCUUGCAGUUUUGUUUGCAGCUAAUUUCAGUUAUGUUUGUCGGCCAUUUGGGUGAACUCGCUCUCUCCGGUGCUUCCAUCGCCACCUCCUUUGCCUCUGUCACCGGUUUUAGCUUGCUCAUGGGAAUGGCGAGUGCUUUAGACACGCUGUGUGGUCAGUCGUAUGGAGCCAAGCAAUACCACAUGCUCGGUAUCCACGCUCAGAGAGCCAUGUUUGUUCUUCUCCUAGUCUGCAUACCCCUCUCCAUAAUCUGGGCAAAUACCGGUCCCAUCCUCGAAGCAUUAGGCCAAGAUCCCACCAUCUCCAUGGAGGCGGGGACCUAUGCUGGCUACAUGAUCCCCUGUGUCUUUGGAUACGGCAUACUGCAAUGCCAAGUCAGGUUCCUGCAGACUCAGAGCAUCGUGUUCCCAAUGAUGAUAAGCUCCGGAAUCACAACUGUGGUGCACCUCGUUGUGUGUUGGAUUCUUGUGUUCGAGUCUGGACUUGGUAGCAAGGGAGCUGCUUUGGCUAGCUGUGUAUCUUACUGGCUCAAUGUUCUGCUUCUCUCUCUUUAUAUCAAGUUCUCUCCGUCUUGCUCCAAGACAUGGCCUGGAUACUCAAGGGAAGCCCUGCAAGAUGUCCUCAAUUUCAUCAGACUCGGCUUCCCUUCUGCAGUGAUGGUUUGCUUGGAGAGUUGGUCUUUUCAGAUGAUGGUACUGCUGUCUGGUCUGCUUCCGAAUCCGGCACUGGAAACAUCUGUUCUUUCAAUCUGCCUUAAUACGUCUUCGACGGUUUGGAUGAUACCUUUUGGGCUCAGUUGUGUUGUAAGCACGCGGAUAUCAAAUGAGCUUGGUGCCGAGCACCCACAAGCAGCUCGUCUAGCUCUGCAUGUGGUGCUAGUAAUGGCACUCACGGAGGGCGUUGUACUCUGGCUGGUUCUUGUUGUAAUACGCGAUGUGUGGGGAUAUGCUUACAGCAACGAGGCAGAAGUUGUGACAUAUGUAGCAAAAAUGAUGCCUAUUCUUGCUACAUCCAACUUGAUAGAUAGCCUCCAGUCAGUAUUAUCAGGGGCCGUUAGAGGAUGCGGAUGGCAGAAAAUUGGGGCGUGCAUCAACCUCGGAUCGUAUUAUCUUGUGGGCAUCCCUGUGUCCAUCUUGCUAGCGUUCGUUGCGCAUGUAGGAGGAAAGGGUCUGUGGAUGGGGAUUAUAUGCGCGCUGUUGGUUCAAGUCGUUUGCCUUUCGAUCAUCAUGUUACGGACUAACUGGGAACAUCAAACAUACAAGGCCAGAGAAAGAGUCUAUAACUCCACCAUUCCAGUGGACGCAUUACGGUGAUGAUGGUGCCAGACCGCUACUCGGCCACUCCCGCAACGCAGCGGGCUACACGCUCCACCCCAGCUUGUGUUUCAUCACCCAUCUUUUUCUAGCGUUGUGCGUCUCCUAUCAAGUUAAAAUACACUCAUUGGCCUCCCGCGAUAUUAUUCUCAAAGUAAAAAAUGCAGUAUUAGAUUUUUCGUUGUUAA
Molecule: messenger RNA, 1728 nt
Organism: Salvia splendens (bonfire salvia)
Lineage: Eukaryota; Viridiplantae; Streptophyta; Magnoliopsida; Lamiales; Lamiaceae
Product: protein DETOXIFICATION 16-like
Exons: 8
Coding region: 83-1540 (485 amino acids)
Biological process (GO): xenobiotic detoxification by transmembrane export across the plasma membrane
Cellular component (GO): membrane
Molecular function (GO): antiporter activity; xenobiotic transmembrane transporter activity
Source: RefSeq, a predicted model, not a curated record